AUGUGCGAAGAGCUUAAGGAGAAAAACGAAGAGCUGAAGAAAGUAAUAGCAGAGAAGAAUAAAGAGCUGGAGAAGGUAAAGAAGGAGAUGAACGAAAAGCUGGAAGAGGAACGUUAUGAAGUAGAAGGGUUAAAGGAUACGAUCUCUGCCCUUUUCUUCAAAGAUCGUCAAAGCAAUCAUGAGAUACACGAAGCACGCCGUGAAUUGAUCAGUGGAUUGACAGAUUUAUCUGACAAGAGAUCCACGAUCAGAGUCAAGCGCAUGGGAGAAUUAGACGAAAAGGCGUUUGUGAAAGCAUGUAAGGGGAGAUUCACCGACGAAAAAGCUGAGGUGGAGCAGUACUUCCUUUGCUCGACAUGGCAGGAAUACAUCAGAGAUCCAGCGUGGCACCCAUUCAAACGCGUGGGGACUGGAGAAAAUAUCACGGAAGUGGUGGAUGAAGACGAUGCGAAACUUAAGAAUCUGAAAGAAGAGUGGGGUGAAGAGGUGAAGAACGCAGUCAAAAAAGCAGUCGAGGAAAUCAAUGAGUUUAACCCAAGUGGCCGGUACUUAGUUCCGGAACUUUGGAACUUUAACCAAAAGAGAAAAGCCACACUCAAAGAAGGAAUUGCUCAACUGAUGACACUGAUCAAAACUCACAAACGCAAGUACCCAUACCUAUGAUGAGUGUUUGGUUCUUUUGGAAUCUCUAUUUUAUUUAAACUCUCCACCUCUUGUUAGUCCAUUGCUUCUCGUUUUGUUUGCAUCUUGAAACUAAGCUACCUAUCUAAAACCCGUACGUGGAGGGUUCUUUUUUAAUUUCUGGUUUAUUUCUAUCUAAAAGCAAUGCGAUUG
This is a messenger RNA of Camelina sativa (false flax), 834 nucleotides long. RefSeq names its product factor of DNA methylation 5-like. Gene Ontology annotation, biological process: gene silencing by siRNA-directed DNA methylation. Lineage: Eukaryota; Viridiplantae; Streptophyta; Magnoliopsida; Brassicales; Brassicaceae. The record is from RefSeq and is a predicted model, not a curated record.